This is a messenger RNA of Aureobasidium musti, 2694 nucleotides long. Lineage: Eukaryota; Fungi; Ascomycota; Dothideomycetes; Dothideales; Saccotheciaceae. The record is from the annotation of a GenBank genome assembly.
AUGUCGUACAACCGUCUUGGCCCAUACGGCCGCCAUUCGCCUGACGAAGACGAACAUUACGGCGCCCAGUCGCAAAACCCAUUCAUGGAUCCUCGCGCCGGCAGAUCACCGUCCCCCGGACAUCCGCUAGAGUCGUAUGCCUUGCACGACAAUCCCUAUACCCACGACGAACCGCUACACAUGCCCAUGGGUCCUGGUCCUCGUCCAGGCGCUUCGCCCAUGCCUGGAACGCCCUCAGACAGACUCCAUCCUCAGCCUACAGUGAGAUUACCCUACAUCUCAUAUGAGUACGACCUGCUGACCACUAUCGCANNGUUCUCGGUAGAGCACGUUCCAGGAACUUACGGCCACAGCGACAGCUAUGACUCGCAGCAUCGUUACCAAACAAGUCCUGUCUACAAUUCAGGCGAUUAUGCCCUCUCCCCUGAAGAUCACCACGACGCAUACCACAAUGAGCCUUACCAACCUGCUAUAACUCCUAUGGAAGAGGUGUACGGUCCUCCCUCUGGCGAUCAACAUCCUCACUACUGGCAGGAUGAGGUCGACACACACCCUAUCUUGCAGCAAGAUUCUGCCUACGGGCCUGAUCCUCAUCAAGUGCCCACUCCAAUGGCAGAGGAAGAAAUGGAAAUGAACGCAGAUCAACCACAACCAGGAGGUGGGAUUCGUAGAUGGAAGACGGUCAAGGAAGUCCAGCUCUUCAACGGCAACCUGGUUCUCGAUUGUCCUAUCCCUCCGAGACUUUUGAAUCAGAUCCAGCACGCUCAGCCUCCUGAGCGUGACGAGUUCNNUACCCACAUGCGCUAUUCGGCUGCCACUUGCGAUCCUUCCGAAUUCUAUUCGGAGCGCUUUACCUUACGCCAGAAACUNUUUGCCAAACCCAGACACACCGAGCUGUUCAUCGUCAUCACCAUGUACAAUGAGGAAGAUGAGCUCUUUGCUCGCACAAUGAUUGGUGUCAUCAAGAACAUUGAAUACAUGAAUUCGCGAAACAGCAGCAAAACUUGGGGCAAGGAAGCUUGGAAGAAGAUUGUCGUUUGCGUUGUCAGCGAUGGUCGUGCGAAGAUCAACCCUCGUACCAGAGCCGUUCUUGCAGGUCUGGGUGUUUACCAAGACGGUAUCGCCAAGCAGCAGGUUAACGGCAAGGAUGUCACUGCUCACAUCUACGAGUACACCACACAGAUGACACUCGAGCUCAAGAAAGGUGUGGUCUCUGUUAAGAAAGGAAACACGCCUGUUCAGAUGCUGUUCUGUCUCAAGGAGAAGAACCAGAAGAAGAUCAACUCUCACAGAUGGUUCUUCCAGGCCUUUGGUGAGGUUCUUGACCCCAACAUCUGUGUUCUGAUCGACGCUGGUACCAAGCCAGGAAAGGACUCCAUCUACAAGCUGUGGAAGGCUUUCGACCUCGAGCCCAUGUGCGCCGGUGCUUGUGGUGAGAUCAAGGCUAUGCUGGACCAUGGUAAAACUCUCAUCAACCCGCUGGUCGCUGCGCAGAACUUUGAGUACAAGAUGAGCAACAUCCUUGACAAGCCUCUUGAGUCUGCCUUCGGUUUCAUCAGUGUCCUUCCUGGUGCCUUCUCUGCUUACCGCUUCAUGGCUCUUCAGAACGACAAGACUGGCCAGGGUCCUCUCGAGAAGUACUUUGCUGGUGAGAAGAUGCACGGUGCUAAUGCCGGUAUCUUCACUGCCAACAUGUACCUCGCCGAAGACCGUAUUCUUUGUUUCGAACUGGUGUCAAAACGCAACUGCUCUUGGAUCCUGCAAUACGUCAAGUCCGCUACUGGCGAGACUGACGUUCCUACCGAGAUGGCCGAUUUCAUUCUACAGAGAAGACGUUGGCUGAACGGCAGUUUCUUCGCCGCUGUCUAUGCCCUCGCUCAUUUCCAUCAAAUCUUCCGCAGCAACCACUCUGUUGGUCGCAACUUCAUGUUUAUGGUCGAGUUCUUCUACCAGGGCGUCAGCAUGCUCUUCGCUUGGUUCGCUAUCNNAUAUCUCAUGUUUGCAACCGUCUUCAUCACUGUCAAGUCUGUACAGGCACAACUCAAGGAGCACGAUCACUUCACGUUUAGCAUGCUGUUCACCAACUCGUUGUUCUUGACGCUCAUCGUAUCGAUGGCCAGUACAUACGUCCUGUACUUUGUCGCCUCCUUCAUGUUCUUGGAUCCUUGGCACAUGUUCACGUCCUUCUUACAAUACCUUCUCCUCACGCCAACUUACAUCAACAUUCUCAACGUCUACGCCUUCUGCAACACUCACGACAUCACUUGGGGUACCAAAGGAGAUGACAAACCAGAAAAGCUGCCCUCUGCUGUCACCAAGCCUGGUGGCAAAGUCGACGUUACCAUUCCCAGCGAUGACCACGAUCUCAACAGUCAAUACGAAGAAGAACUUCGCGUGUUCUCCACGAAGUGGACGCCUCCUGUCAAGGUUGCUUCGGCGGCUGAGAAGCAUGAAGACUAUUACAAAGGAUUCAGAAGUGCCGUCGUUCUCGCUUGGAUGUUCUGCAACUUGGCUCUCGCUGCAGUCGUCCUCAACACAGGAGGCCUGAACCGUGUCUCAGUCGGUGUUCAAGAUGACAACCAGCGCAGCACAAUCUACAUGAGUGUCGUGCUCUGGAGUGUUGCGGUUCUCAGUGCUUUCAGAUUCAUUGGUGCUUGUUGGUUCUUGGUGGUUAGACUUAUCAGGGGUGUUUAG